This is a messenger RNA of Quercus robur (English oak), 1636 nucleotides long. RefSeq names its product protein-S-isoprenylcysteine O-methyltransferase A. Gene Ontology annotation, molecular function: protein C-terminal S-isoprenylcysteine carboxyl O-methyltransferase activity. Gene Ontology annotation, biological process: C-terminal protein methylation. Gene Ontology annotation, cellular component: membrane; endoplasmic reticulum. Lineage: Eukaryota; Viridiplantae; Streptophyta; Magnoliopsida; Fagales; Fagaceae. The transcript has 3 exons. The record is from RefSeq and is a predicted model, not a curated record. The coding region runs from base 698 to 1291 and encodes 197 amino acids.
CUCCAAGACUCUAACCCCAUUCAAAUGGUCCAAAAUCUAUUCUCUUUCCUCUCUCUCUCUCCAUCGAUCCUAGCUGUUCUCGGUCCCUAAACCCUCCCCUGUCUCCACCGCCGGCCCAUCCAGUCUCCGCCGCUCCUCCUCCACCACGUCUACGCCACUCCGCCGUUCAAACCCACCUCUUCUUUUCCUUUCAAAACCACAACCCUUCACGGACGAAGACAGAGAGAUCAACCUGUAGUUUGGGAGUACAAAGUGCUAAGUACCCCCAAAAUCAAAUAGGUGGUUGUUUUUUCUAGUUUCUACUAUAAAAACCCAACAUAAAUAUAUAUAUAACCUCAAGCAUAGUCUAGCUCUAGCCCCCUAUUGGAACAUGACCAAAUUGCAAAGCUGACAAGGUUGUAAGAAAAGCCGACCAAGCUCAACUUUUGACGACCACCUUCGAGUGAGGAAACGGUAUCUGGGACUGUGAAGUCUAAGUAAAGUGAACUAUCAUUCAAUACUCAGAUACCAUGUUUCUUUUUAAGGGGCGUCGCGUUGGAAGUUGGAAAAAUGUGUCCUUAUAGUUUUUACUCAGGUCUGAAGCUUACACCAAAAAGUUCCUGUUUAUUCAUCCUAGUCCUUUAUUGAGAGAGCUAUAUGCUAUAGUUCUCACUACAUUGCAUCUGAGACAAAAAUUGACUUCAUUUAUUUACCAAAAAUGACAGAAAUCUUCAGUUACACGGCUUACAGACAGUUAUCUCAGAUGUUCCUCUCGAUAAUUUUCUUUCACAGUUCUGAAUACAUUUUAGCACUCGCCGUUCAUGGGAAAUCAAAUGUUAAUCUUAAGUCUCUUCUGAUUAGCCCAAGUUAUCUUGCAGCAAUGUUCUUUUCUUUGCUGGAGUACUUAAUUGAAAUUGUGUUAUUUCCUGGGAUGAAGGAAUACUGGUGGAUUAGUAACUUGGGCCUUGUAAUGGUUAUAGUUGGCGAAAUAAUAAGGAAAGCAGCAAUUAUUACUGCUGGUUAUUCAUUCACACAUCUUAUUAGGACCAAUCGUGAGGAGAAUCACAGAUUGAUUACUCAUGGAAUCUAUAGAUUUAUCCGACAUCCUGCAUAUUGUGGUUUCUUCAUUUGGUCGGUUGGUACUCAGAUAAUGCUUUGUAAUCCCAUAUCGACGAUUGGAUUUGCAAUUGUUGUUUGGCGCUUCUUUGCACAACGGAUUCCAUAUGAAGAGUAUUUCUUGAGGCAAUUUUUUGGUUCGAGUUAUGACGAAUAUGCCCGAGGUGUUCCUUCCGGGGUGCCAUUUGUAAAGUGAGGAUCUGAUGUUCUGUGGGCUGGGUUUGCCAGGGUGCCAUUUAGAAAGUGAGGAUCUGUAGAUUCUGUGAUCUGGGUUGCAUUUAGCUUCUUGUUUCAUGGAAGCACUUGAAAUUUCCUUGAAGCUGAACUUAUCAAUGGUUUGCAAGAGUGACCAAGUUAUUUACUUCCUUUAUUGCAGCUUUAUGCUUGGUAGUAAUUCUGAAGCUAGAUUCUUGUAAUUAUUGUUCAUGUUGGGAGAGAGACACAAGACUUGUCUUCAGGAAUUAGGAGUUAGGAAUAUUAAAUUUUUUAUUUUGUUCCCAUCAAUCAUGCCUCUAAGUAUGCAUAAUAUAUCAUACAGUUA